Molecule: messenger RNA, 2891 nt
Organism: Nerophis ophidion (straightnose pipefish)
Lineage: Eukaryota; Metazoa; Chordata; Actinopteri; Syngnathiformes; Syngnathidae
Product: oocyte zinc finger protein XlCOF22-like
Exons: 2
Coding region: 305-1951 (548 amino acids)
Source: RefSeq, a predicted model, not a curated record
CGUCACAUAUGAGGAAGAACGAAACAAGAUGGCGUCUGGCGGAGAAUACGUUGUUUUAGUUGUUAUGGUUUCUAGGUCUUAAUUACAACGUACAUGUGCACAUGUGUGUCGUUUAACAGAGUAAACGUCGUUAUUAAUUGUUUGUGUGCGGAUACAUUAGUCUGAGUGCACUUUGACGUGCUAGCCGAGCCUGCUGGUUAGGUUAGCUUGUUAGCUGCUAACAAACAGAAGCGGAAGUGAUCGACACAUCAAAGCAGAGAUCCAAUAAAAUCUUCACCCUGAGCAACAGAAGUGGAGCUUCAAGAUGCGGUUUGAGGAGCCACAGCCCUCCCACAUUAGGAAGGAAGCGGAAUACCCAUUGAUCCCCCAUUUUAAAAAGGAAGAGGGGGACCCACAGACUCCCCCUUUUAAAGAGAAAGAGGAGGACCCACUGACACCCCAUUUUAAAGAGGAAGCGGUGGAUCCACUGAGCCCUCAUAUUAAGGAGGAAGAGGUGGAUCCACUGACACUCUUUUUUAAAGAGGAAGAGGAGGACCCACUGACACCCCGUUUUAAAGAAGAAGCGGUGGAGCCACUGAGCUCUCACAUUAAGGAGGAAGAGGUGGAUCCACUGACACCCUUUUUUAAAGAAGAAGAGGAGGACCCACUGACACCCCAUUUUAGGGAAGUAGCGGUAGAGCCACUUAGCUCUCACAUUAAGGAAGAAGAGGUGGACCCACUGAUUCCUCAUUUAAAAGAGGAAGAGGAGGACCCACCGACACCCCAAUUUAAAGAGGAAGUGGUGGAUCCACUGAGCCCUCACCUUAAGGAGGAAGAGGUGGAUUCACUGAUCCCUCAUAUUAAGGAUGAAGAGGAGGACCCACUGACCCCUCACAUUAAAGAGGAAGAAGAGGAACACAGCAGCAGUCAGCAGGGAGAGCAUCUUGAAGGACUGGAGGAGGUUGAUGUCACCAAGAUGCCAGUGACUGGUGUCCCUGUGAAGAGUGAAGAUGAUGAGGUCAAAGGUGAAAGUGAGGAGAGGGGAGGGGCGGAGCCUCCAAGCAGCAGCUCAACACAACACAUGACAACAGAAGCUGAUGGAGACCACUGUGGAGGAUCACAAGCAGACAAGCUCUUAGCUCCACUAUCAGAUAGUGAGGACACAACGUCACACUCUCCUGACACUGAUGAUGAAGACUCUAAAGAUGAUAAGACAUGUCACACUGACAACACUCACUUUACAUGUUCUCUCUGUGACAAAACCUUUAAAUAUCCUAGUGAUUUUAAAAUACACAUGAGAAUACACACUGGAGAAAAACCGUUUUCGUGCUCAGAAUGUGGUAGAGAUUUUAGACUCAAACAAAUGAUGAAAGAACACAUGAAAACUCACACUGGAGAAAAACCUUUUUCAUGUUCAAUCUGCGGUAAAGAUUUUACUCAAAGACAACAUUUGAAAGUACACAUGAGAACACACACUGGAGAAAAACCUUUUCCAUGUUCAAUCUGUGGUAAAGAUUUUACUCAAAGCUCAAAUUUGAAAGUACACAUGAGAACACACACUGGAGAAAAACCUUUUACAUGUUCAAUCUGUAGUAAAGAUUUUACUGGAAAGGAAUAUUUCAAGGCACACAUGAGAAUACACACUGGAGAAAAACCUUUUUCCUGCUCAGAAUGUGGCAAAAGUUUUGCAAUAAAUCAAAGGUUAAAAGCACACAUGAGAAUACACACUGGAGAAAAACCUUUUUCCUGCUCAGAAUGUGGUAAAUGUUUUGCAAUAAAUCAAAGUUUAAAAAUACACUUGAGAACACACACUGGGGAAAAACCUUUUUCAUGUUCAAUCUGUGGUAAAGAUUUUACUCAGAGGCCACAUUUGAAAGUACACAUGAGAACACACACUGGAGAAAAAACUGUUUUUUAUUUUCAAUCUCCGGUAAAUAUUUUACUCAUAGGCCCCCUUUCAAAUCACACAUGAGAAUGCACUCUGGUGAAACACCAUACUACUGUUCAAGCUGCAACAAAAGUUUAUGUCACCUAAGAUCUAUUAAAGUGCACGUGAGAUCACACACAGGAGAAAAAGUGUUGAGUUGCAGUGUGUGUGGUGAAAGAUUCUCUUCUAAGUAUCAGUGUAAGAAACACACGUGUGCUGGUGAGAACAGCAGCAGCAAAUGAAGAUGCAGGAUUUGAAAUAAAUUGUCAAAACUUUAAGUUUGACUUUCUAACAACAUCAGCACAUGUAACAUGUGUGACAUCAUUGUUGUGUGUGUAACACAAUCGUGUUAAUAUGAUUCUAACAUUUAUAGAUUAGACACUUCAGAUUAGUGCUUUUAUUUCAGUCAAGUACAUGAGUUAAUAUAGACAUUUGCGUACUUUAAAAUGAACACAACAAUUUGACUGAAAAGGUGAGAAUAGACAGUACAUAAAAUAUGGUACAUACAAUAAACAUUUAAUGUUUAGAUAUUCAUAAUUCAUUUUUAUCCUUAUUCAUAAUAGUGUUUUAUUGUGUUUUAUUGAAUAAUGAAGUGUUACAUAUUUUAAUGUCUAAUUGUAGAUGAUUCCAUAGAUGAACUCCUUUAUAUGAUGUACAUAUUUGUUUUACAUGUUGUCAUACCUUUGCUUUUGAGUACACAUAAAUCUCUUUUAGUUCAUAUUUACUGGUUCACAUCUGAAACAUCUUCUGGACCACUUCUGGAAGCAUAUUAUUAUUUACUUUAUACACCAUUUCAGCAGUUGUCUUUUAUACAAGAUUAUUUACUUUUAAAAUGUGUGACAUUAUGAAUCAUUUGUUGGGUCUCUAUCAUCCUUUCUAUUAAUUGCCUUUAUUUCUUUCUUUUGUAAUAUGAAUAUUGUUGUGUGAUUGUUUUAUAUGUAUGUAUAUCCCCAGACUUUUAAGCAAUAAAAAAUGUAUGUUUCAA